Osmerus eperlanus (European smelt) is the source of this 1259-nucleotide messenger RNA. RefSeq names its product apolipoprotein O, b (gene apoob). Gene Ontology annotation, cellular component: MICOS complex. Bases 143 to 742 code for a protein of 199 amino acids. The transcript is spliced from 8 exons. The record is from RefSeq and is a predicted model, not a curated record. NCBI's taxonomy places the organism in Eukaryota, Metazoa, Chordata, Actinopteri, Osmeriformes, Osmeridae. Gene Ontology annotation, biological process: cristae formation.
CUUGCCGUAGAAAUCAUAGUCACAUUGAAGGAAAUGUCAAACCUUCGGAAACUGCUUCAAGGAUGACAGUGGCUGCUCUCCUUCACCUCACAUCUACCACCACCAGGUGUCGCUGCCCGUCGCAGUCCCCGGGCUUCUAGGCAUGAUGACUGGGACGGUACUGGCCGCCAGUGAGGUCAAGAAAGCCGCGGCUCUGAGUAUUGAGGAGUUGCCAUCCCUCUACACAGCUCCCGAGCCUCAGCUCCGGUAUGUGGAACCGGAGGUUGGGCCAGUGGAAGAGAGUGUAGCAUCUCUCAGAAAAUGGGCAGAGCCUUACACAAAUCAGUUCCAGGAAACUGGUAUAUCUACCCUUAGCAAAGCAGAGGAGUACUACAGGACAGUGGAGCCCACUGUGAGCAGCAGUGUUCAGACUGUCACAGACAUCUAUGAGUUCCUCAAUGAUCCUCCCACUGACCUUUACCCCAGUGUUGGGGUAGUCGGCUUCUCAGGCUUCCUCGGACUCUACCUGGCCAAAGGUUCUAGGGUGAAGAGGCUGGUGUUUCCUCUGGGUCUCAUGGCCCUGAGUGCCUCCAUGUUUUAUCCCCAGCAGGCUGCCUCUAUCGCCAAGGUGAGCAAGGACUCUGUGUUCGCCUGGGGUUUGCAGGGGCGUGGUGCUGUAGAGAAACUAUGGAAGGAGUUGCCUUUCGCUGGAAAGAACCCUGAGAAGAAGGAGCAGCCAGGAAGCAGCAGGCCAUCCAGCUGAGAGAGACGCUCUGGACACACACACCUGCAACAGUGCCACCGCCCUCACACACUCACACACUCACACACACGUCUCUGAAACAUUUGAUGAUUGCAGGCCAACUUACUCUUUACGAGAGAGAACAUUUUCUUUACUUAAAGCCUAAAUUCUAUCAAGAAUAAGAACAUUUGGUUCACACUAACACUCAUAUUCAUAUGGUUGUUGUGCACAUCGAGAUGGCUUUAUUAGAGUUACAACCUGCUGAACCAGUUUCUCAUCAUGUCUACAUGACUACACAUGCUUGCCAAUUUCCCAUGUUGGCAGACAGCUUUUCAAAUGGUUGUUUGCACUGGAUUUGUAUAUUUAUUUACAGAUAUAUUAUUUCCUUGUCCUAGAUUCACAACAAGGUAAACUACUAUUUGUAUGUCUCAGUAAAGUUAUAUCCAGAUUAUUGUUGAAAUUAUGUUUUAAAUGUGUUUGAAGGUGUAAUUCAUUGCUCAUGCCUACAGUAUUUGAAAUAUGUUGUCCCAACAAAUGA